Molecule: messenger RNA, 8731 nt
Organism: Trichomycterus rosablanca
Lineage: Eukaryota; Metazoa; Chordata; Actinopteri; Siluriformes; Trichomycteridae
Gene: igf2r
Product: insulin-like growth factor 2 receptor
Exons: 49
Coding region: 1-7296 (2431 amino acids)
Biological process (GO): lysosomal transport
Cellular component (GO): late endosome; plasma membrane
Molecular function (GO): signaling receptor activity; insulin-like growth factor binding; D-mannose binding
Source: RefSeq, a predicted model, not a curated record
AUGUCGGACCGCACUGGUUCCAGUCCGUGGUACCAGGAUCUGUGCAGCUAUAAAUGGGAGGCUGUGGACCAGGACAGCAGAGUAAAAUACACCCUGAAGCUCUGUCCUUCAUCUCCAGACACCGCCUGUGGCCCUGGUGCUGCCAUCUGCGGCCAAAACCUCGUCACCAACCAGAGCCAGUCUGUGGGUGAGCUCUCCCUGCUGACGUCCUCCGAUGGCAUGCUGGUGUUCAACAGCACCCAGAACUGCCAGGCCGAGAGCAGCAAAGUGCAAAGCAGCAUCAGUUUCCAGUGCGGCAAGACGAUGGGGACGCCGGAGUUCGUUACUCUAUCUCAGUGUGUGCAUUAUUUCGAGUGGAGAACAUACUUAGCCUGCAGAGGAGAGAGGUUCAGACCACAUAAAGAGGUUCCUUGCUACGUCUUUGACGCGGACGGAAAGAAACACGACCUGAACCCUCUCGUCAAAGUCAAAGGCGGCUAUCUGGUUGACGACUCCGACGAAAGUGUGGAUUUUUAUAUUAACGUGUGCAGAAGUCUGGACCGGGCGCAGAAUCAAUGCCCUGAAGGCACGGCUGCCUGUCUGACCAACCCCAACGGCUCCUAUAGCAUGGGCAAACCUACCAAAGCACUGCAGCUGAUCUCUAACGACAGGCUGAAACUGCGUUACGAGGCCGAAGCUGAACAUGUUCUGUGCGACGGGCACAAACCUGCAGUCACCAUCACCUUCAUCUGCCCCUCUCAGAGACAGCAGGGAAGUGACCCUAAGAUGACGGCUAAGACGAACUGUCGCUACGAGAUCGAGUGGGUGACGGAGUUCGCCUGCCACACCGAUUACCUGCAGAGCCACGAUUGUAGACUGACCAACGAACAGCACGACAUCUCUAUAGACCUCACCCACCUCACACAUGGCUCCGGAGACGCUCCGUACGUAGCCGAGGCCAAGAGCGGGAGGGACAACUACCUGUUCUACCUGAACGUGUGCGGGGAGACGAAAGCCGGUGAAUGUACUGAUGCUAAGGGUUACGUGUCGUCCUGUCAGGUGAAGGAUACGGGAGACGUGAAGAAGGUGGCUGGGAGGUUCCAGAAUCAGACGCUCAGGUACUCGGAUGGAGAUCUGACUCUCAUCUAUCCAGGAGGAAGUAGGUGCGGCACUGGUUUCCAGCGCAUGACCAUCAUCAACUUUGAGUGCAACGCCACAGCAGAGGACGGACACCCUGUGUUUAGCGGAGAGGUGGACUGCACCUAUAACUUUAACUGGCAGACUAAAUACGCGUGUGUUUCCGAAACCAAGGAUCUGCUGUGCAGAGUCACCAGUGGCAAAAAGCAUUACGACCUUUCACCUCUUACUCGCUACAAGGAAUCCGAAACGGCCCAAAACUGGGAGGCAGUGGACGCUAACGCUCCACAGACGGACAAGAGACGCUUUUACAUGAACGUAUGCAGCAAGAUCGUCCAGCAGGAGGCGACCAGCUCAUGUCCUAAAGAUGCGGCCAUCUGUGCUGUGGGAAAGGAUAAAUCGGUCAGUCUGGGUCAGUUCCUCAAGUCCCCUCAGAAGGAGCCGCAGGGGAACGAUUUGCGCCUCAUGUACACCGAAGGAGACGAGUGCAGGAGGAACACCAAGAUCAAAAGCAUCGUCACCAUGAAGUGCAAGCCCGGGGACGUGGAGAGCGCCCCCGUCCUGAGGAGCGUGUCCGGUGACGGCUGCGUGUACGAGUUCGAGUGGCAGACGGCCGCCGCCUGCGACCUCUCCAGGGUCGACGGGGACGACUGUAAAGUCGAGGACGCCAGUGCAGGUAUUUCCUUUGAUCUAAGCCCUCUCAGGAAGCUAGACGGAGGCUACUACAACAUAUCCACCGAAAAGUACGAGUACUUAAUCAACGUGUGUGGGGGCGUCAAGGCUGCAAACUGUCCCGACAGCGCAGGAGCCUGUCAGACCGACCACAGUAAGACUCGGUCCUGGAAUCUGGGCGUGUUCAACUCCAGGCUGUCGUACUACGAUGGAAUGAUCCAGCUGGAAUAUUUCAACGGCACCAGUUACAACAACAAACAGCGCACGCAGCGCUCCACACACAUCUACUUCCUGUGUGACCGAAGCGCCCGGCCAGGCAGACCCGAGUUUCAGGUGGAGGACGACAACACCUACAACUUCAGGUGGUACACCUCGUACGCCUGUCCGGAAAGACCCCAGGAGUGUGUGGUGACCGACCCCGAUACCUUACAGCAGUUCGACUUAUCCAGCUUGUCCAAAUCCAGCGGGACCAGUAACUGGGAGGCCAUAGACACGUCCGACCCCAACAACAUCAGGACGUACUACAUCAACGUGUGCCGACCGCUCCGACCCGUGCCAGGCUGUGACCGGCUCGCCUCUGUGUGUGAGGUUAAAUAUGAGACUUCACAGGGUUCGCCCUCCGAAAAGGUGACCGUUAGUAACAUGGGCGUGGCUAAGAGGGGUCCGGUGUUCGUGGAGGAGAACCAGCUGAUGCUGGAGUACACGGACGGCUCGGCCUGCGAGGCGGACGGACUGAUCAGCACCUACACCACCCGCAUCCACUUCAUCUGCUCUGAAGGAUACGUGUCGUCCGGUCCACGUUUCGUGACGAACCAGAACUGCACGGCCAACUUCAUGUGGGACACCGAGGCCGCCUGCGCCAUCUCGACCGCCGUGGCCGCCAACCAGACCUGCUCUUUGAAGCAUCCCAUCACUGGCUUCGAGUUCAACCUGCGACCUCUGACCUCACAGACGGGGUACAACACCACCGCGAACGGGAAGCAGUUCAUCGUGAAUAUCUGCGGCGUGGCUAGCGCUUGUAAAUCGGACAAGACCGACGUGGCGGGCUGCGUGGUGGAGGACGGCCAGCCUCACAGUUUCGUCGGGGCGGAGAGGUCCCUGCAGCUCUCCACCGACGGCCUGCUCACCCUCACCUACAAAGGAGAGCUGGAUACAGUUCUGGGUAUGAGAGCCACCUUCACCGUGAACUUUGUGUGCGAUCAGAGCGCCACGACGGGGUCCCUGAAGUUCGUCCGGGAGGAGAUGAGCACGUCCUCACACACGCAGCACGACGUCCUGUUCGAGUUCUCGACAGCGCUGGCUUGUGAGCCGGCUCCCGUCGAUUGCAGAGUCACUGACUCUCAUGGAAACGAGUACGAUCUGAGUGACCUGAGCGUGGAUGAUAAAGCUUAUGUUCCUCUAGACACUUCAGAACAGGCCAAGUCUCAAAAGUUCUACAUCAGCGUGUGUAAACCUCUGCUACACAUCCCGGACUGUCCCAUGGAACUGAUCGGGGCGUGUGGCCAGAUUAACGGGCGAGGUUUGAACCUGGGCUUCGUGCAGUCCAGCCUGCAGGCCGGAUCCGACGGCUCCAUCAGCAUCGUCUACAUGAACGGUGAUAAGUGUGGAUCAAACGGUCGCUACUCGACUCGCAUCAUCUUCCAGUGCGACGACAGUCCAGGAUCACCGAUCUUCGAUCGUAAGGACGGCUGUGAGUACGUGUUCAUCUGGAGGACCUCUGAGGCGUGUCCCGUCAGGAGAGUCCAGGGUACGAACUGUAAAGUAAAGGAUCCGAGGAGCGGGUUCGAGUACAAUCUGACGCCGCUGUCUGGGAAAGACUACGAAGUGAAGAGCGCUAAAUAUGAGUAUCACUUCGCCGUGUGCGGCCCUGUUACGAGCUCGGUCUGCCCGCACGGAACCGACAACACGGUGUCGUCCUGUCAGGUUAAGGGAACCAGUCACAGGAUUUCAGGGCUGGCUAAUCAGAACCUGACGUUCGAUGACGGCGUCAUCAUGAUCAACUACACGCACGGAGAAAUCUGCCACAAGAUCUACGAGCGAUCCACCGCCAUCCUUUUCUUCUGCGACCACAGCAAGAAUCCUGGUGUUCCGGUGUACGUCAGGGAGACUGCAGACUGCACCUACCUGUUUAACUGGCACACCGCGUUGGCCUGCCCUCCUUUUAAGACUAUCAGUUGCUCUUACAACGACGGCGGUGGGCACUCGUACGAUCUGUCCCCGCUGGCUCUGCACAGAAGUAACUGGGUUGUUCUGCCACCGACUGGGAAUAAAGAGCAGCGCUACUACAUCAACGUGUGCAAGUCUUUGGUGCCUCAGAGUGGUUCGUGGGGGUGUCCGAGCGGGGCGGCGGCCUGCAUGAAGACGGGCGAGCAGUACGUGAGUCUGGGAGAAGCUCAGUCCGAACCGCAGUGGGAGAAAGACAAGCUGGUACUGAGGUACACCGACGGAGCCGACUGUCCCGGGAGCGACCGCAAACGGACCACCUACAUCCGCUUCAUAUGUGACCGCAGCAAGGUGGACUCUAAACCCACGCUGACCUCUGCGCUGGACGACUGCGCCUACAGUUUCGUCUGGUUUACCGCUGCAGCCUGUCCCCUCAACAGCACCGAACACGGAGACUGUAGAGUCACGAAUCCGGUCACUGGACAUCAGUUUGACCUGAGCGCGCUCAGUAAAGACGGCGGAUACACCGUGUACGACAGGCUAGACGUACGGAAGAUGUACCGGCUCAAUGUGUGCGGCUCUAUAGAGAACGCCGGCUGCUCUUCAGGUUCAGGAGUGUGUAUCAAGGACGCCACGACGGCUCUGAACGCCGGGAUGGCUAACAAGAAGCUGGCGUAUAAGGAUCAGGUGGUGGAGCUGACGUACGACGGCGGAGACGCGUGCGCGGCGAAUCCGUCUCUCAAACACAAGAGCGUGAUCAGCUUCGUCUGCAGGUCCGAGGGGAGCGGCGCCGGCGACCCUGUGCUGGUGGAUUCGGACAAGGAGACCUGCACCCACUUCUUCUCCUGGCACACGCCUCUCGUCUGCGAACGCCAGGUGAAUUGUUCUGUGUGGACCGGAAGCAGCCUGUUAGAUCUGAGCCCCCUGAUUCACCUCAGCGGCUACUACACCGCCACGGACGAGGACGUGGACAAGGACAACUCUCCUGACUUCUACAUCAACGUCUGUCAGCCGCUGAACCCCAUUCCUGGUGUUAAGUGUCCUCCCGGGGCGGCGGUGUGCAUGGACCCCGCUGAUGGAGACCCCAUAGACAUUGGGCGUGUCACGUCCCCCCCGGUGUACCAUGCUGCCACAAACGAGGUGGAUAUGGAGUUUAGGAGCAGCACGAAGUGUCUCGCUGACCCCUCUGUCAACUACACCUCAAAAAUUAUUUUCACCUGCCAGAAGGGCGUGGAGCUGGGUUCUCCGGUGAUGAUGAGGCAGCUGGACUGUACGUACGUGUUCGAGUGGGCGACUCCGCUGGUCUGUCCGGAGCAAGUGAGCGCGGAGGGCUGCAAACUCAAUGUCUCGCAGCUGCAGUACACCUUCGACCUCUCGACUCUGUCAGGAGUGGUUCAGGUUCCGGGCUCGUCUGGUUCCUAUUACGUAAACGUGUGCGGCGCCGUGACGGAUAAGGCGUGUAAGAGCAGCCCGGUGUGUCUGGUCUCCGGUUCCUCUGCGUUUUCGUUCGGGAUCGGUCAGGCCAUGAGUCUGAACUACAGCCGAGAGGAUCAGAGCGUCAUCAUGCAGUACGGCGGAGGAGACCCCUGCCCUCCAGUGACCGCGCAGGGGGAUCUGUGCGUCUUUCCCUUCGUCUAUCUCGGCAAAUCCUACUCCCAGUGCACGACCGACGGCCGGAGUGACAGCAGGGUGUGGUGCGCCACCACAGCCGACUAUGACAAGGACCGACAGUGGGGCUUCUGUUCCAGUGUGACUGCCAAGAGACAGUCGACCGUCCUGUUCAAGUGCGACCCCUCGGCGAGUCACGGCAGACCCCGGCUGCUCAGUGAGACGCAGGCGUGUUCCAGCACCUUCGAGUGGCGCACCGACGUGGUCUGCCCACCCAGGAAAAUGGAGUGUAAACUGGUGAGCCGUCACCAGACGUACGACCUGCGCAGCCUGUCGUCGCUCACCCAGCCGUGGAAGUUCAGCGGCGGCGACAAGAACGACGCCUACUUCUUGAACCUGUGUCAGGUGAUCCACAGCGGUCUGACCGACUGUCCCGAGGGAGCCGCUGUCUGUCGCAAGCGUUCAACCGGCAAGACUGAUACGCUGGGACUGGUUUAUACGCAGGUCAUGGGUUUAACUGAUGGAAAAAUUCAGGUGAAUUACAGCAUGGGUGGCCCCGUGUGUGGAAACUCUCACCAGGCCAAAACCAUCGUGCAGCUCUCAUGUGGAUCCGUCUUGGGCCGCCCCAAACUCCUACGGGAGGAUUUGGCAACCUGUGAGUUCUGGGUGGAGUGGGAGACUAGAGCGGCCUGCGCCAUGAAGCAGCGGGAGGUGGAGAUGGUGAACGGUAUCAUUAAGGUUCCCCAGACGGGUGCUGAUUUCGACCUGGGAAACCUUUACUACAGCCUACACAAUGCUAGCGGGGACAUCAGGUCCAACGGGGACAGCUACAUCUACCAUAUUCAGCUGUCCGGCAUAACGGACAGCUCUUUAUCCACCUGCCUGGGCGCCACGAUCUGCCAGGUGAAGAAAGACGACGCCUACUGCAGGAAGAUCGGCUCGUCCAGCAAGGCCAAGUACUACAUCAAAGGCGACAGUCUGGACGUCCUGGUGCCGUCCGAGUCCGUGUGCGGUCGCGACAAGUCCAAGAAGGUGUCCUCGACCAUCCUGUUUCACUGCAGCUCCACGGCGGGGGUGGGCAUCCCAGAGUUCCUGAUGGAGACGGACGAAUGCCAGUACCUGUUCGUCUGGCACACGUCUGCGGUGUGUGAACUGCUCACCAAUAUUCAGCAGAUCGAGGGCGACGGUGAGGAGACGGCGGGCCUGUCGGGUCGCAGUCAGGCGGUCGGGCUGAUGCUCAGCCUGCUGCUGGUGGUGCUGACGAUCUGUCUGCUGGUUUUACUGCUGUAUAAGCGCGAGAGAAGGGGGCUCUUUAUACAAAAAGUCACCAACUGCUGCAAGAGGAGAAAUCCAGUGUCGUAUAAAUACUCCAAGGUCAGCACGGAUGAGAACGGCUGCGAGGAUGAGACCGAGUGGCUGAUGGAGGAGGUGGAGCUGCCGGCGCAGACGCUCCACCAGAACGGCCACAUCACCACCAAACCGGUGAGCGCCGACGCCCUGCGCACCUUCUCCCUGGACGAGCAGGACAGCGAGGAGGAGGUGCUGACCGUCCCCGGAGUGCGGGUCCGCUCGGCUCGGGACGGCCCGUCCAGGCUGACGGGGGGCGAGAGCGACGAGGAUCUGGUAGCCCUGCAGGACGACACGGGCAGGAGGGGCGCGUCCGGGUCGGGCUCCAGGCAGCACAGGAGGGUGCAGGUCGAUCCGGACGACAGUGAUGAGGACCUUCUUAAAGUGUGAGAACGCUGGUUACCAGAAACGAACUCCUAAAUGUCUCCGAACUCGCCCUGGUUCUGUUUGUUUUUCCGAAAGGGAGAUUUAUUGACCUGCCUGUUUGAUGUUUAAAUUGCAAGUGCAGAUGAAAUUGUGAGCGCAUUUUAAACAGCGUUUGCUUUGGGAUGAAAAAAUAUAUUUUUCUUAGGUUAAUUUGUCGCUUUUUUUCUUUUAUGUGUUUUUUCUUUGAAUGAAUUUAAUUUAAUAAUUAAUUUGUCCUCCGACGACUCUUUCGAAGCCAUGAUUUGCUCUUUUUGGGUUACGCUAGCCCCCGGUGUCCCCUCAUCCAUAUUUGAGAGUCCCGCGUUUGUACUGAAGCAGUAUUUUGCACAUGGGGCUCGCGGCGGGGGGGAGGGGGAGACCCGUUUUCCUAAUCGUUUUUUUAUCGUGAUUAUUACUCACUGGAAGAUCGUGCGCUUCGCAGCACUUACCUCACAGGUCGGCCGUCUGUGCUUCACAUUUAAAGCGCUUGAGCUUCCGAUCCGCCAAAAACGCAUGCGUCAGGUAGACAGUAUUUUAGCCACGUUAUAAACUCGAGUCUCGGGCCCUGGUUUGCUCUAGGAGCGUUAUUGUAGUGCAGAAGGGCAGGUACUAAUUUGAUGCAUAUUUUGCGCAUUGUUUUCUGUUCUAGAACCCUCACCAUAAAUCUUUUACUACAGAUAAGUGAGUAAACGACUGGACGUUGUGCCGCUUGGGCUUGUAUUUGAGUCUGAUUUUCUUUUCCCGUUUUUUUGUUUAUUUAAAACGAUCUCAUUAAUACUAAUCAGGAACUGAUCAUUAAAAGUGCCAGUUCAGUCCCAUAUGUGCCCUAAUUCUUAAAUAAUUUGUUUAAUUAACGUUUAAUAAAGCACUCACCUGAAGGGAAUCAUAAUAACUGCUGCAGUUACAACCUCUGCUGGCUGAUCGAUGGUACUGCACUGCACAGAGACGGGGGAUAACAGGGAUCGGUGCAUGACUCUCCGUGCGCGAUACAGAUCUCCGUAUGAACCAAGUGCAGGUGAAUAGAAGCGGUCGGUACUGCAGACGUGUCGGAGGGGUGGGUGUUAGUCGCGGCACACAUCGAUCGGGUGAUUGGAUACGACUAGAUUGGGAGGAAAAUUAGGGGAGAUUAAUUAAAAAUGCUUAAUGAGUUCAUUAUUAAUAUUUCUGUCAGGAUUCACUGGGUUCGUCUUGAAAUCUCCACCACUUUGUAGAUCAUUUAUAAAAUCACACUAAGAUCCUAAGUAAGUAAAUCAGGGCCUCAACCUUUAUUCCAGCUCAUUACAAUCACAGUGUCAUUUUUCCUUGAGGUUUUUCUUAAAUUUAAAACAUUAAAACCACCUCGUUGUAGUUCUACAAUUACUGACUGUAGUCCUGUUUCUCUACAUGCUUUGUUAGCCCCCUUUCAUGCUGUUCUUCAAUG